Messenger RNA from Cylindrotheca closterium, 1128 nucleotides. NCBI's taxonomy places the organism in Eukaryota, Bacillariophyta, Bacillariophyceae, Bacillariales, Bacillariaceae. The record is from the annotation of a GenBank genome assembly.
AUGAAGUCGUCACCAAUUCGUAUCACUGUGGCGAUCCUCCUUUGUGGACCUAUUAUUUCUACGGUAGCCACAAGAGGCGGUUCUUUGUCAGAGCGUCGAAUUGUGAGCAUACUACCAAAGGAGGAACCCAAAGUUCAUGGAAUAUUCCAGAAACAUGGUGGUUCGGCCGAACUCUUUUCACUUCCCAAGGGGAGCUCUCCAUUGUCAGUUCCCUCGGAUACAACCUCCACCACUGAUACCCAACUUCCGCUUCAUUUAUCUUCAAGGACACGGCAUAUAUCACACAUUGUGGCAUCCAUUUUUACUGUAUUUUUGUUUGGAUCCCUUGUUUAUUGUUGGAAGUGUAUGGGGUCCGACCAUGACAGGAGCAAUGUUGGACUAAUCUUAUCAUUUAUGAGUGUGGUGGCAUACUUUAUGGAAGCAGCCACCAGUAGCACUGCGCGGUACCUUCGUAAUCCAUUGACUCCAGAUGACGUCGACGAGUAUUUGGACUCUAUAAAAGCUGUCAUUCCUAGAGUGAUUUGGGAUAUCGAAUGCUUUCACUACGAGACGGUUCAGCGGGUCGAAUAUCCUUCUAGCAGCAAUGACGAUAAGGACAAUAAUGACCAGAAUGUGCCAGAAGUACGCACGGAAACGGAAACGAUUGUGACGCAUCGAGCCUCUGCCGAAUACUCCUUUGCUAGGUGUAAGGAUGAAACAGAUACACGUAGCUUGUCACGAAUGCUAACGGGUGGUGGCACUGAUAAUAUCAAAGGUGACGAUUCCUCCACACAAGCACAACUAUCUUCCAUACCAAAGCAAUUCACCAAGAUCACUUUGGACAAGCUACUCUUUUUUGCCAACGAUGCAACCUAUUGCGACUAUAUGGAGCAAGAAUCAAGAUUUCGACAAUUACAUCAGCAUCGAGACCUCCAUCACUCCUUUUCUUCUCGACUCGUAAUGGAUGGAUACUUGCCCAAGAUUCUGGUGGUCAAUCACAGCUUGGGUGGAGCAGGAACGGGAUUGAUCAAGAAUCUAUGGUACUGGAUUUUUACGUGCCUUGGUCUGACAGUACCCUAUCGAAUAUGGUUCUCCCAGCAUUGUUCCAAUACCGAAGUUACCAUCACCAAGGAGGUAUCAUCACGAUGA